GACCGUGUAGGUGGUGGUGAACCCAUGUUAGUCACACAGGUGCAAGCAACCAGUGAGGUGGUGUUGGAUCCUGCUCCUCUCAUCACUUAAAGGACCAGAGUGCUUGGGUUAACUCCACAGCGAUGAAUAAACUGUGUGUGGCCGUUGUCUUGAUGCUGGUUGGGGUGGCGCUGGCAGGAGACAUGAUGAGAAAGUCAAUUGUGUUCGACAAGGCGACGCCAGAGGUGUUUUACUGCCCCAUCGACAAACCCACCUCGUUUGAGAAGAUGUAUGUCCGCUCAAGACCCCUCACCAAGCUGUGCGAGUUCGACGGGAAACGGCUGCCUGAGGACUACAAAAGCGACUGCUACAAUGACGUAGACGAGAGCGAGUACGCCUGCAAGGAGAAGAAGCGUAUUAUGAUGCGAAAAGUGAGUGAAGAGGAGACUGAGGAACAGGAGCUGGCCAUGGCUGAAGCAACACAAAUGGCUAACAACAACAACAACGUUUAAGGCACACUAACUCCAGGCCCAUCACCAUCUAUCACGCCACCGGACAAAGGUUAACUCACGCUCUUAAUGUACAAGGAACGGUAAUAACGUACGGGAAACACAAGCUACGUACGGGAAACAAAAAAAAAAUGUACGGGAAACGGAAACAGCAGGUUCCUCACUACGAGGAACCAGUGGAUAGGGGCACUGUAGUCAAUGUUAUCAGUAAAAUCAAAUAUUUAUUAAUGUUUUAAUGGCACUACGAAGUCAAACUUGAAAUGAAUGUUUAUUAUUAGUGCAGCGGAAUGAUCAAAAAAAAUAUUAAGGCUAUUGUAAUCGUGUGAUGUAAGUGAUAUGAAGCUUCCUCUGGCAUUACCUGGAGGUUACCUGGAGGUUAUUCCGGGGAUCAACGCCCCCGCGGCCCGGUCCAUGACCAGGCCUCCCGAUGGAUCAGGGCCUGAUCAACCAGGCUGUUACUGCUGGCCGCAUUGCCCCUGUCCUUGGAUGGCAUGUGUUAGAUACACUGAUAACACUGUGAUCCUGCAUAAAACAAAUCAUAGCUAAUUACUUGCAUAUUGCAGAUGUAUCUAAAUACUUUUAUUCAGCGUAUUUGUUUAUGCUGCUGUAAUUUGCUGCAUUACGCUUUUGCAAAUGGCAGUUCAAUACAGUAAAACUAUUAAAUUUUGAGAAGAUUUUUAAAGGAUUAUCGACAGUAUGCAAGCGAUUUAAGUCUUGAUUAUCAUGUCAAAACAAUACAAACUAUCAACACUGAAAUAACACAAUAUACAUUUGAGGUAUUAACAACUGCUUAUUCAAAGUAUACACAUUAACUCCAUUUGGCAAAUAUAGCUUGAUAUCAGCACAUACACAUCUAAGAAUACACUUAAUAUGCCUAGAUGUCAACGAUCAAGAUGUGAUGGUGCGUCCUAGCCAGGUCUUCAAAUUUGUUAGGUCAGUCAGUCGCCUGACCUCAUCUCUCCCUCCGUCAGAUGCGCCUCAACCCUCCAGGCAGCGAAAAUGACCCCAAGAGGCAAAAGAGAGUGUGAGGAAGAAGGUUCUGAAGAUGUGCUGGAAUUUCCUGUGUGUGUAUUUAACGAUGAUUGACCCAAUGAACACGAACGGGUUAUCUGUAUAGAUGGAAAGGCACUAUAGACUUCACUGUGGAAGUACACUAGAGUGCUGCGGACGAAUCCAUUAAAAUUUGUCACCAUAUCUGAUUUAAAUAACUAAAAGGACCUUCUGCUCUAGUAAUGUUAUGUAUUGUAUAUAUUUAUUGAUUUUUAAUUCUAGGUAUUUAUAGUACAGUAUAUUCAUAAUGAAUAAGAAAUUCAAGUUGCAAAUAUUCUGUAAGCUCCCAGUGUUGAGAAAAAGGGUAUGUUGGAAGACACGGUAUAAUAAGGAACCACAAUCGAGGAACGACUAACCACCCAGGUAGCCAAAGCUAAAAUUAAAAGUCGCUGUAUAGCCCUUGUGGCUUAGCGCUUCUUUUUGAUAAUAAUAAUAAUAAUAAUAAUAAUAAUAAUAAUAAUAAUAAAAUUAAAAGUAGCUAAAAGUGUAUUAUCAAGUCAGAUGAGCCAAAUAGAUAUUAUACAUUAGCUUAGCCAUACCUACUGAACGUGUGAAGUGUAUUUUUAUACUAAACCUACGUUCAGAAUUUUGUAGUAUUGCUAAUACUAAUUGCAAGUGUUCUGUGUCGUGAUGAAAUGUACGAAUAAUGAUUAAUAUAAUACCAUUUGGCCAGGUGAUCUAGAGAGCUGUGCAAGGAACAUUCUAAUUCACGUUCAUGUUGCAAACAUGUUUAUGCAAGAUUUAGUGUAACUUCAAAUAGGACUCGAAGAUUAUUUAAAAAAAAAAAAGUUGAAAAACGUAUGCAAGAUUAGGAAAUUUUCAUUAGGAUAUGUUGCUCUUAACACAAGUCUCAAUACUAUUAAAAAUGGUUAUAAUUAUGACCAUUAUUUUUAAAGGGGUUGACCGGUAAGCCAGCGGAAGGCCUCGGUCAGAUGACCAAAAGCUCCAACGGCGGGUCAUCAUCUAAGACCCGCGUCAGGAAACACUUGCUCUGUGUCCUGAUGAACCUAACCUAACCUAAGUCUUAAUCCCAUGAUGACUAAGUUGCUGGUAAGCCAAACGCAUCCUAAUGUAAGCUUCUUAACGUUGCACUGUGUGUAUUUUACACGCUUAUCGGUAUUGUAUACCUUGUGAGAUAC
Messenger RNA from Cherax quadricarinatus, 2677 nucleotides. RefSeq lists its product as uncharacterized. Lineage: Eukaryota; Metazoa; Arthropoda; Malacostraca; Decapoda; Parastacidae. The record is from RefSeq and is a predicted model, not a curated record.